CCCCCAUUCAUUUUCUCCCUUUGGGGCGCCUCUUCUGCAUGAAGGUAUAAAGGGAGAUUUUCCUCUUUUCUCCCUCAAACUGAAGAACACAUAUGUAAAUCCUUGUUUUUCCUCGUGAGGCAGGGGAGGCCAUAGCCACAAUGCUUAACUGCAUGCAUCUAACCCAGGGCUGGUUUUAACCCCAGCGCUCUGACCUAAACUGCUCAGCUCCCGGAAAUUCCAAGGAACCCGGUGGCCUUAGUCCUUCAGGUGGAAUAGCGUGCGACAUGGGAAAGAAAACCAAGCGGACAGCUGACAGUUCUUCUUCAGAGGAUGAGGAGGAGUACGUCGUGGAGAAGGUGCUAGAUAGGCGUGUGGUUAAGGGGCAAGUGGAAUAUCUACUGAAGUGGAAAGGCUUUUCUGAGGAGCACAAUACCUGGGAACCGGAGAAAAAUUUGGAUUGCCCUGAGCUAAUUUCUGAGUUUAUGAAAAAGUAUAAGAAGAUGAAGGAGGGCGAAAAUAACAAACCCAGGGAGAAGUCAGAAAGUAACAAGAGGAAAUCCAGUUUCUCGAACAGUGCUGAUGAUAUCAAAACCAAAAAAAAGAGAGAGCAGAGCAAUGAUAUCGCUCGGGGCUUUGAGAGAGGACUGGAACCAGAAAAGAUCAUUGGGGCAACAGAUUCCUGUGGCGAUUUAAUGUUCCUAAUGAAAUGGAAAGACACAGAUGAAGCAGACCUGGUUCUUGCAAAAGAAGCUAAUGUAAAAUGUCCACAGAUUGUGAUAGCAUUUUAUGAAGAGAGACUGACGUGGCACGCAUAUCCUGAGGAUGCGGAAAACAAAGAGAAAGAAACAGCAAAGAGCUAAAGGAAGGGGUGGUCUCUGUCAUUUCUCUUUGUACAUAAUACAUUCACCUCCCUGUUUCCCCUUCCUUCUCCCCAUCCCCUUCUAUCCCAAACACAUCCAUAAAAAAUGUGCUUAUCACUGUGCUCCACAGGAGAAAUGUUGGUAUUGGUUCUCUUGUAACAUAACUGAUGGUCUGAUUCAUGAUAAGUGUCUCUCUGUGAAGACCAGGCAUUUACAUACUGUGUGUAAUUCCCAUAAUUUUUUCCUUUGCCCUGAUCUUUCUGCUCCCCUGUGACCUCAAGAUGAAUUUUAACUUUUUAAUCACCUUAGAGUCUUGAUCUUUUCAGGGUUGGUCACUUUUUAGAUUGGGGGAUUUUGUUACAGUGAUGAUGAAUUUUGGUUCUUUGAACAUGUUGAUGACCAGCUAGCCUUUGUUUUGAGAUGUUGGGAUGGAAAAGAUGGUGCCCAUCUUUUUAAAAAGCCAAUAGCAACUGCCUACCUGUUGGGGCUUUCCCAACUUCAUUCAGCUCUACCCAGGAGAAUACAGGGUUCCUGGUGUGGUCUUCUGGACCACCCUCUGUUGUUCGUCCUCACCCAUCCUCCCAGAAUAGCUCCAUCCUUUGGAGGACUUGAAAUUUUACAUUCAGAUUUGUUAAGGCACUCCAUUUAGCCCCAGGACUGUUGGCCUUGUUUCUUAGCAAUCCCUGCUUCUGCUUCUGCACGAUGGCGUAGUCUGUCAUAAAAUGACAAGAUUAUUAACUGUGGAGGUUUUUGGCUAUUAGUACAUGAGGAUGAUGGGUAGGGUUCAGUUGUCUUUAUUAUCACAUGUGGUAUAUAUGUAUUAUUUCCUUCCAUCCCUCACAUUUGGACUAUAUAUUUAUGUAGGUGUGAGUGACUGCCUGGUGCUUGCUUGUGCCAAGGUGCUAGGCACCCUCCAACCCUGCCAACUUUUGUGGCCUCCCAAAGCAUUCCUGUUAACCAAAGAGGCUUCAGACCUGUCCCUCACUUCUCAGUGGACCCAAGUUUCCUCUCCAUGUCAUUAUUUUCAGUGGGGAAUUCUUAGAGGGGAACCAUUGGCCACAAUACCAAUUUUAAAUAUUCAUAGCAUUUAUAGUUCUAAAUUUCCUGCUUUGUUGACUCCUGGAUUUGCGAAGAGUCCCCAAAGUAUUAAUGCUUUCCUCCUUCCACCCUCAAACUCUUAGUUCUGUCUUUUUAAAAAUGCAUUUCAAUGGAAGACUAUCACCUCAGAGAGUGCCAAGCCCUGGCAUUAGCAUGUUGACAUAACCUUCUCUCCCUACUCCGCAAAAUAUUUCCCUUUGGCUGCCUCCUGUUUUGCCAUUAUAUUGAGAGUUUAUUUUUCUGAUCAUAACCUUCUGCCUUUAGCUAUCAUGAGAUGCCCUAUUUCUCUUUACCCUUUUUUUCUUAGUUGAGGGGGGGCUAGAGAAUCAAGACUAAAAGUAAGGAAAUAGCAGGGUUUUGAGCAUCCUUGUCCCAGCCCCAAAGCUGAGGAAAUAAUAAAUGCUUGAAAUAGCCUUAACUCUAGAGUUCACCAGCCACUGAGGUUUUUGUUGCUUCGGUUUUUAAAACAUAGCUGUCUGGCAAGGAGCAUUCAACCAUUUCUAGAUUAUUCAGAGUUAUGAGGGGAAUGGAUAGAUUGCUCUAGUCCACAGAUGAGCCGAAUAAUAUGCAAAUCAUAUACCCAUUCAUAGCAUUUGUUAACAUUGCUUCCCUGCUUAGCUGCUGAUUGAAUUGUGUGCUUAUAUAAAUUAUGUCAAAAAUUAUACUGCACGGUUGGGAAGACAGCUGUUGAUGCAGUGACAUGACAGCCUGGAACAAUGAAGAUUUUGGUUUAAGUCAUCCAGGAAAAUCCUUCUGAAUGGUAAUGUGAUUAAGAACUCAUAACCCCAUACCUCAAAUGGAUAGGAGUUUUAUCUCCAUUUUCCUUUACUCUCUGAAGGAAUUAAAAGCCUAGAUCAAGUGCUAGGUAACUACUUAUCUAAAAGAAAGGAUGGUCAGGAAAUAGAGUUGUCAUACAGGCAACCAAGGAUAUUAGGGUAGACAAAGAUAGGACGAAAGGAGGCUAGAGCCCCUCUGAGGAGGUGAUCUGGGUCUCAAUUUGCAGGUGGAGAAAAUGACAGCUUAUCCAUGUAGCCAGUCUGUGUCUUCCAGGAGCAGUGGGCAUGUAAAUUACAGUGACCAUAUUUUUACCAAAAUCUAGCAUAUGGACAAAACAACAAUUUUGUACGAUGGAUGCUGAGAAACCUGGGACACGUGGUUGCCAGGGUUAUAGGCAAUAUUUAAGACAUCAAAAUUUUCUUUUAACAAAAUCACCCCAGUAUUAUCUAUUCAUCACCCCUUUAAUACCUUACUCUUCAUCCCAUUCAUCUUUUUCUGUCCACAGUUUAUUGAAUCAUGGUCUUGUACUGAGUGCCGCCAAAACAACUUUUGUUCUCUCCCUGCCUGUCCACAGGCUGCUUCUAUAGGAAUGUAGGAGCCAGAGGCCAGUGUGGAUUUCAGCCCUCAGCAGAAAGGAAACCAGAUGCCUGCCUCUGCCUCCGGCAUUUGUAAUGCUAAGGAGCUGUCCUGGCCCUUGGAGAAUUGCAAACUCAAACAGAAACUUGUUUUCACGAGGUUUUCUCCUUUCAGAAGAGUUAGUAGCCGUGGGCUAAGCACUCUUAAACAUCUAGGCCUCAGGUGCUCUAUAUUUUCCAUGUUUAGUCCUUCCAAAACAUUUUUCUAAUGAUGAAUUUCUUUAGUAAUCAGCAUUCACGGGUCUGUCUUUCACAGAAUAUAUUGUGGUAGACCCUUUCCCAGCAGAGCCUACCAAGGUCAGUGUAGUUGCUUUUCUGAGCCCUGGGCUGGGCUGUUGCCCUCACAUUAAGAUCAGCUGUUGGGGAAUAUCACCCUGAUGGAAGCACCCAUUUUUAAACUGGAGAGAGCCAUAUCAUUUUUCUUCUUGCAGUCCAGUUUUUUUCUGCUCAAGGGAGCCAUUUGGACCUUGUGGUGCUCCUUAACACUCAAAAGUCUUGAUGGUCCUUGGCUGUCCCCCAGCCAUAUCUGUGUGCCACUUUUUGUAGUUGAUGAAAGGUUGGUCCUGUUCCCAUAGCUUGGGCAGUUAUUCUUAACUCUUCAUUCCUGUUCUGUAGCCACCCUGCUGUCCACUUACCUUAUAUUCAGGUCAGAUCAUAGGGCCUUGGGGAGGUGCUUGGGAUUUUCAUUUUGUGAUUUUACUGGAUCUAUAUUUGACCAGCUCACCUAAAAUACAGAGGGAUCUGUGUUUGGGUUAGGGAAGGGUUGUCUUUGCCCUUAGGGUUUGAACUCAAGGGCCUAAAAUACUACUUAGCAAUGACCCCAGAGAACCCCAGAAAGGGUUGUGUCAUUAGAUUUGAAAUGUGGAAAUUGUUUCUCACAAAUUAGGUCAAAGGAAAAGCUUAUUUUGCACCCAUGGCUCCUUCCUUUUGGUUUAGAUUUUUACAGUAAACAGUAAUGUUGAGGUCUGUACCUUUGUAAUCAGGCCACCAAGCAAGCAUACCUGUAGCAAGGUGGAGAGAGGAAAGGUCUGGAUCCAGUGCAUUCCUGUUCAUGUUGGCGUUACCACGGAUCAUAAAAGCUCUGUUUUCAAAAAUAGAGAUGUUACCAGCCUUGCACCCAAGAGCAUCUGCUAAGAAUUGGGUGCUCCCUCCCAAUUAAUAAUGGUGGGUUUGUAUUGAGCCAUCCAUAUUUCAUCCACAUUAGUGUUAGAUCAACAUGCAUUCAACAAACAUUUUUUGGCCUGGGGGAUACAAAGUUCAAAAAGAUGCAGUCCAUGACCUCAAGGAACUCUCAUAAUGGUGUGGAAUAAACUAUUAAUAGUUAAGUAUAAUAAAUGUUUUAAAUGGAUACACAUUUCUGAUUGGGGACAGAGAUCGACAGCUGGUUGAUAUAGUUUGUGGCCCUUAAGUAAGUGGGUAACAUGGUUCAUGUGUGGAAAAGACCUACGAUUUUGGAUGAACUGAGCUAACUGGACAUAGAUAGACCACAACAAGGGCUUGUUUUAUUUCAGAAAAUAAAGGUAACAGAAGGUUAGUUAGCAAUGCUGCUAUUGCUGAGGGAACAACAGGUGAGUGGGGAUUUAGAACCCCAAAUUUCGGUCCCUAUUUUGUGCUCUUUGCCAAAGUAUUUAAUGGUAUAUUUCAUCCUUGCUCGUGGAAAGUAUUAACUAUAUUGCGGAUUCAGUUAUGUUACAUUAUUGUGGGUUCUGUAACAUUUGUUCCUCAUGGAGUAGCUCACACCUUUUUCAGUUUCUUACCCCUUUUGGAGGAAUUAACAUAAAGCUGGCUUUUAGCCUAAAACGGACAUUUUGCAAUGACAAGAGAUUUGCUAAAAAGGCAUCCUGGGGGCACAUCUGUUAAUACCUGGGCAUCUACUCUGGGCCGUGUAGUUUUAUUUAACACUGCAAGAGAGUGAUUUCUAAGCAGAGACAUGUCAAUUAUGUGGAAACCCUCCCCAAAAUCCACAUACUCUAGAAUUUUGGAUUUAAUCUAGGAUGGGGCCUAGCCUUCUUAAGAAACAGUCGGACCUUAAGAAAUGUUUUAGUUCUGACCACAAGAAAAAGCUCCUUUGCUUGGAUCAUUGAGAGUUGACUAGUAUUGGAAGUCAGAAUUCCCAGGAAUUAGAAUAACUUCAGGACAGUUAAAGUGUGAAGGCUCUUUGGAUAGCUUCAUAAAAACAAUUCUAGUUUCUUUUUGCUUGCGCUGGAUUUCUUGAAUUUUAAACUACCUCAUCUUGUCUUUAGAGUUACAUCAACUUGUCAUUGCCACUUUAACUUAAUGCUUGACUUUGGCUUUCUAAGAUGGAUUUUUUUCCUAUUCAUUGACAGCAUGUUCUCUUGCCUUUUCAUCCCGAUCCUCAUUUCACCUAACCAUCUCAUAUUGUUCCUCUGUCAGAGAAAUGUUUUAAAAUAGUUUAAAAUCUUGGUUUAUGGGAAGAAAGUGAUCCUCCAAAUGCUAUUUGUCUCUAAGAUCAGUAAGAGAAGGAGUUAAAACAAGUGGUGGGGGAGGGGACGGAACCUGCACUGGAGGCAACUGACAAGGGAAGAGCCAUUAAUUAAGACAAUUUCAAAGUCAACUGAUUGUGAUCAUUAAUGUCACAAUAGAUCAAAACCUAAUUAUCGCAGCCUAGGUAAGAGCCAUCAGUAUUAAUCAGAAAAUCUAAUAGGAAACUAUUAUCAAGAAAUUAGGCCAAAUUGAAUGCAAUGAACUUUUUAUCUUGCCAUUCUGUAUUUUUUGUAUGUGUGAUGUCCCCUGGCAUUGGCAGGUGUGACCCUCACGGUUGAUCCAGGCCCCAGUGGCCAGUUUGUCACACUUUGAGGAAUUCCAAACACAGACUGAACCUGAAAUGUCAUUCCCACUUUAAUCAGUCUUGAACUUGAUCAUCAUUUGGACUUGUUCAGUGUGAUUAGCAAUCAGUGAAAAAGGUUUAUAUUUAGGUCUUGGAAUGAUUGGUCCUUCCUAGAACUAGAGUAUCCCUGGUGAACACUACAGCCCGUGUGCUGAUAAAUCAUUCUUUGAGCUUCUGUAUGCAGACUCCUGCCACUCUAGCCACUGUGAGGGGAUACGGAGGAAAGGGGGGUGGGGUGGGCUUCCUGCCUGCAGAUUGAGAGAUUAGAGAAGAUCGAGUUUAAUCUGUGUCACAGCACUUUUAAGGCUCAAGUCAGUGUUUUGCAGUUUCUAGUAGCUUUAGUGUUUGGUUCUAAACCAGGGCUGGCUGUGGAUUUAGUUUUGUCCCCCUCGUUUUAAAAUAAGGGUCAUAAUGAUCUCUGUCAGAAUCUACUGUAAAUCCAAAGGAGGGGGGAAAGGUGUUUUAUGUUUUGCCUUUCUUUUGUUAAAGAGUUACGCCUCUGGCAGGAGGAAAGAAUAUUACAAGAGUCUUAUGACUAGUAUAGAGAAAACUUGACUCCUCCUCCCUGAAUUGAAAAGUAGGGGUCACCAUUUAUGUCCUUUAUCUUGAACUGUUGAUGAAGAUACUGCAACUCCUGCAGGAGAGCUGAGGCAGAAAAGGUUGGAGAGAGGCUGACCUCGGGGCAUUAUGGGCAGGGGAGCGAAGCAGCAGGAGGAUGGUCGGUGGUGCUAGGAUGUCUGUGCUCCCAGUUUAGCCUGUAAAUGGCGUUGCUGCUGCUGCUGCUGCUGCUGCUGCUGCCGCCACCACUGUUGCUGGUCCUUCCCCAUCAACCUUGAAGCUCAGAGCACUACCAAGACCAUUACUGGGGAAACCAGUUCUUAGCUUCCGCUUGAAUGUGGUCUUGUUGCUUCAUUCUGGAUUUUAAGAAUUUGGGUUACUUAGUACAGAACUUGGGGGAAUCAGUGUGACUUAGUCCUUCGCCUUAACGUUUAAAAUGUAAUUUUACUUUCAAAAUACCCAUUAACACAUGGCUUUCAGAAGCAGUUUGUUCCUCCAAGGUUCCUUGCAUUGUGCUUGAUGAAUAAUAGCCCUCAGUUAACACUUGUGAGUUGAUUGAGUUCAUCUUGUUUGCAGAGUGAGGGUACUUACCAGCUUCCUUCUGUUCCCAAGUGUGCUCUAGGGAGUGAAGUAAUUGAGUGGAUGCUGACUGUGCCAACCUCUUCAACUGAUUCACAAUGGCUGACCUUGGGCAAGUCACUCCUUUCAAUGCCUCAGUUCCCCAUCUGUCAAAUGGGGGUAAUAAUACUGACUACCUCACAGGGGUGUUGUGAGGCAUUGUAAAUCAAAGUUGAUAGAAUACUUUAGGGUCCUCGAUGGAGGAUGCCUUGAGCCGAAGUCUAGGCCUAACCUAGGCUUUAGCCCUCACUGAGCUGUCCCAAGGUUGGAACUACUUAGUGACCUCGGCACAGUCUGCCCGCCACCCCUCAUCGAAGCUGCUAGUUCAGAUGUUGACAGUGUUUUUGUGAAUGUUGGAGUCUUAAUAGUCCAGACUUACUUAGGAUGUUUUGGGGGGAAGGCACUUAGUAUUUUCUGUUUCACAUCCACAACGGGAGGUCAUUUCAGACCCAAGAGCAUUGGAUUAGGAAACCAUGAGGCAGAGAUGCUACUGCUUGUUUCUCCCUGCAAGCUCCAUGGGCUUGGAGCAGACACGGUGGGUUUGAUUUAUAUCAUUGCUUAUCCCUCGUGAAACUGACCCCAGGAGAGCUGGGUCACUGCACCCCUUCUUGGUAUCUGUACUCAAGCCUCCACCCUCCCUAUAGGAGCCAGCUGGUUCAAUAAAUGUAACCACUUCCUCCAGCCCCCACCAAAAAAGAGCCACAUUGGAAAAUGGUUUUUCUAGAGAUACGGUUAGUACUCAGAAUUAGGCAUUGAUUCUCUUUAAAGCUUCAUCCAAUUCACUACAUUCAGCAUCUCUCAUCUCUUUCUGUGUCCACAGUCUGAACCUGGCUUUGACCUUUUUUUUUUCAUCUGGUUUGGGAAAACUUUGGACACUUUCUAUUUUAGGUGUGAGCUUGAGAGCCUUACUUUCCAUCUCAGUUCAGGGGCCCAGCCAGCUCCUUUUCCCGAUAGGGCUCUUUCCUCUCCCUCUCCUUGGCCCUAGAUGUGUAACCCAUGAAGAAGCACAAGGUCCUGGCCCCUUGCUGCAGUCACAUUCUAGUUUUCCAUGUUUUGUGGACUUGGCUCCUUGGUUCAUCCAGCACUGGCGGCACCAGGCGGUUCUAUGGAGUUCUGGAGGCUGGAGAGCGCAGUCCAACAUCCUGCCAACUUGCCAGGAGUUGAGUGGUCUGGCGUUCCCACCUCUUCCCACAGGUGGGACCUAAGAGACUCAAGAGGCUGGGUUUCUCUCAGCACUCUGUACCAUCCUGAGUAGCAAAACAAAUCACACUUUGUAGCCAGGUUUCUGAACGGAAACAUUAGAAAUUGAAUUCUUUAUGGACUUUUUGGUUUGUGGGGGAGUCUUGGUUGUGUUUCUUGGUUUUAUUUCAGCCAAACAUGUCUGCUUUUGAUUUUUAAAUUUUUUAGGAUAAGUGACAUAUAUAUGUUCGCCUUUUAAAUGUAAAUGUUUAAAAGUAGGCAGUUUAUGUGUUUCCACAACUGACAUCCGAUGCAGACCUCAUUCUCUCCCCCUCUUCCACCCUCCUCUUUUCCCUCUUUUCAUAUUCUUGUAUUGGUUCUAAUAAAUGGUUGCUUUUCAAAUACG
Hipposideros armiger (great roundleaf bat) is the source of this 8961-nucleotide messenger RNA. RefSeq names its product chromobox 5 (gene CBX5). The record is from RefSeq and is a predicted model, not a curated record. The transcript is spliced from 5 exons. The coding region runs from base 267 to 842 and encodes 191 amino acids. Lineage: Eukaryota; Metazoa; Chordata; Mammalia; Chiroptera; Hipposideridae. Gene Ontology annotation, cellular component: nucleus.